CAAACUGAAAUAUAUUUCCAGUAAUGGGUAGCAUGAAAUCCCUUCUGCCUCCAAUAUUUCUCUCCAUUUUGUCAUGUUGGUGCCUUGGAAAUGCAGGGCCACAACUUUCUCAUGCAAAAGUCAUCGGAGACAGCAUCAAACCUGGUGAAGUGCUUGGUCCCAAACAGCUGUUGGUUUCAGCUAGUGGGAGAUUUGAAUUAAAGUUCUUCGACAAUAGCAGUGUGGAUGGUGGUGGAUACUUAGGAAUAUGUAACACCUUUUAUAAUAAAUGGGUAUGGGUUGCUAACCGAGACACACCUAUAAGAGGUAGUCAGGUAAAUUUCACAAUGGAUGCAGAUGGCCUGUUGAAGAUUGUGCAUGAUGGAGGGAGACCAAUUCUAUUGAACGCUAAUGAAACAGCACCAAACUCCACUGCUACUCUAGAAAGUUCGGGCAACUUCAUAGUGAAAGAGUUUAAUUCUAAUGGAUCUACCGAGAGGGUCUUAUGGCAAAGCUUUGAUCAUCCGACAGACAUACUUCUUCCUGGUAUGAAACUAGGUAUGAACUUAAAAACACAGCAAAAAUUUAUGCUCACUUCAUGGUUAACUGGCCGAAUCCCUGCAUCUGGAGGCUUUUCUCUUGAAUGGAACCUUACAGCAAACGGGACAGGACUGUUGAUCAUGAGACAUCAAGGGGAUAUAUAUUGGGUUAGUGGGGUUGGGAGCAAUUCCGACUUUGAGAAUGACAGCUCCUUAAGUUACGUGUCUAAUGAGAAUGAGAGCUACUUCAUUUAUUCUACUCCAGUUUCUACUCCAGUUUGGAAUGAUUUCAGGUGGGUCUUGACCGAGGAUGGGCAACUUAUAGAUUACAAAGUAUCUGCUCAUGAAAAUAAAAUGUCUACUUAUGGUAUGUGUUUUGGUAAUUCCUUUGAUCGUGGGUGUGUGGAGCAAAAGGCACCCAAUUGCAGGAAUAGCAAUCAUAAGUUCGAGAAGAGACGUGGUUCUUUUCUUCCAAAAUCAAUUUGUUUUUCGGAUUUCAACUCGAGCAUUAUUAAUAUUGGUGAAUGUCAGGCUCAAUGCUGGAGGAAUUGUUCCUGUGUUGGUUAUAAUACGAUUCUCGAUGUCAAUGAGCAAACUGGAUGCUGCUUCUACAUUAAUGGUCAAUUUGUAGAAGAUAAAACUGGCGAUCAAGAACAGUUAUAUGUUCUAAUUGAAACUGGUAACCAACUCCCCCGCCCCCAAACCCCACCCCCCACAGAGAAGAGAUGGUGGAUAUGGAUCAUAAUAGCAACAGUGGCUACUUUAGUUGUAAUCGAGGGAUUCUUAUGCUUUUUGUGGAGGAAAAAACUCCAAUGGGAGCAAGAAAGCAAUGAGGAAGCAAUAUUACUUGAAUUGACGAAUUCAAACAGAUUUGGGGACGCAAAUGAGAUUAGCAAUGACGGGAAGAAAGGUCAUGAUUUGAAAGUAUUCAGAUUUGCAUCCAUUGUGGCUGCCACAUGCAACUUUUCUACUGAAAAUAAACUUGGACAAGGUGGUUUUGGUCCUGUAUAUAAGGGAAAAUUACCUGAGGGCCAAGAGAUAGCCGUGAAGAGACUUUCUAGAAGUUCUAGACAAGGAUUAGUGGAGUUCAAGAAUGAACUUAUACUAAUUGCCAAACUUCAGCACAUGAAUCUUGUUAGAGUUUUGGGUUGUUGUGUUAAUAGAGAUGAAAAGAUGCUGAUUUAUGAAUACAUGCCCAACAAAAGCUUGGACUUUUUUCUCUUCGAUCCAAAGAAAAGGGAGCUUUUGGAUUGGAAGCGACGUUACAACAUCAUUGAAGGCAUUGCUCAAGGGCUUCUUUAUUUGCAUAAAUACUCUAGACUAAGGAUUAUUCAUAGAGAUUUGAAAGCAGGUAACAUCUUGCUUGAUGACGAUAUGAAUCCCAAAAUAUCGGAUUUUGGCAUGGCUAGGGUUUUUGGGCGGAACGAUGCUGAAGCUAAUACCGAGAGAGUAGUUGGAACAUAUGGUUAUAUGUCACCAGAGUAUGCCAUGGAAGGGAAUUUUUCAGAGAAGUCAGAUGUAUACAGUUUUGGAGUUCUAAUGUUGGAGAUUGUUAGUGGCCAAAAAAAUAGUGGCAUUUAUCAUCGGGAACGCCCCAUGAACUUAGUAGGAUAUGCUUGGGAAUUAUGGAGAGAAGAUAGAAGUUUGGAGCUAAUGGAUUCUACUCUGGUUCAAUCCUAUUCUGAGCUCCAGAUUUUGAGAUACAUUCAUGUUGGUCUCUUAUGCGUACAAGAGUUUGCAGCAGAUAGGCCAACUAUGUCUGAUGUUAUCUCUAUGCUUACCAAUGAAACUACGUCACUUCCUACUCCAAAACAAACAGCAUUUCCCGCUCAAAGAAAUUUGAUAGAGACAAAUCUAUUUAAAAAUGAACAGGAAAGUUGUUCAGCAACUAUAACUAUUUCAGAUAUGGAUCCUCGGUAAAGAUGGAAACCUCAACAUAGAGAUAAAUAUACGGUGAAAGAAAUAUUUCUGUGUAUUCUGGUAAGGCAUUUUUAGAGUUUUUAAUGUGCUAAAAUAUUGUUUUUGUAAUUUUCCCAUGAGAAAAAAAGAAGGGCAUAAUUGCGUAUGCAAAAUGAGACUCUUAUUAGAUUUAGAUAAAGCUCAAAGAACUGCAUUAUACUCUUAUUUUUCUUCAUAUAUUUACAAUACGUGAGACUCCUAUUAGUAUGAGAAUUGUUACCAUCAAAUCUGAUUACAAUCAAAUCAAUCUCAUAUAUUCUCCUACAAAAUCUAAUCACAAUUAUAUGAAGAAUAUAUUCUCUAACAACAAUAUCCUAUAAACAAUAAGAGCU
Molecule: messenger RNA, 2809 nt
Organism: Alnus glutinosa
Lineage: Eukaryota; Viridiplantae; Streptophyta; Magnoliopsida; Fagales; Betulaceae
Product: G-type lectin S-receptor-like serine/threonine-protein kinase CES101
Exons: 6
Coding region: 24-2438 (804 amino acids)
Biological process (GO): protein phosphorylation
Molecular function (GO): protein serine/threonine kinase activity; ATP binding
Source: RefSeq, a predicted model, not a curated record